Molecule: messenger RNA, 1292 nt
Organism: Aspergillus welwitschiae
Lineage: Eukaryota; Fungi; Ascomycota; Eurotiomycetes; Eurotiales; Aspergillaceae
Product: tRNA splicing endonuclease subunit SEN34
Exons: 2
Coding region: 131-1090 (319 amino acids)
Biological process (GO): tRNA splicing, via endonucleolytic cleavage and ligation; tRNA-type intron splice site recognition and cleavage
Cellular component (GO): tRNA-intron endonuclease complex
Molecular function (GO): tRNA-intron lyase activity; nucleic acid binding
Source: RefSeq, a predicted model, not a curated record
UCAUCGCUCAUUCAACGACAAUCUGGAUUUGCUGGCCAAGUCCACGAGCAUCAUUUCUCAAUUCGAUACUCUAUAAUGCUGAGUUGUAUUGAUGAUCCCUUGAUAAAUUGAAUUGCCCUUAGUCGCUAAAAUGGAUAUCGAACCCUCCCUUCCCAUUCCGAUCUCGUAUAUUGGGGGUAGCUACUUUCUCUUCUCAAUUGAUGCAGUCACGUAUGUGAGACGCGAGUAUCACAUUUGCGGCGUCUUAAGCGGCACUUUGCCUCAAAUCCCACAACAGAAUGUCUUCCUGGGCUUGCCAUUGAAGCUAAUGCCGGAAGAGGCCCGGUUGCUCGUGGAGAAAGGUGUAGCAUGCAUUGUAGACGAGGUAAAAGUCCAAAAGGACGGAAUGCGAGCCCUCAUGGAGGAGGAUCGCAAGAAGUAUCUCCGUGAGCUAGAAUCGCAAGGCCAGCAUGCUAUGCGACUACAAAACGACCGGAAGGAGCAGCAACGUGAGAAGGCUUUAAAGAAAAUAGAAGAAAAGAAGGCCGCAAAGGCCAAAAAGUCUGCUGAAAAGCAGCAGCAGCAGGAGCAGCAGCCUGCCCCUCUUAAUAAUGAGGCUGCUGCUAAAGACCCGGUUGUUGACCUGUUCGCAAAUGACCAGGAGGGUUCUGGCGAAAUGUCGCGCCGUUCUUCGACUGCCACUGCUGCUCCCUUUGGCACUGUCAUGGGAGUCACGCCUGCUACAUCUUAUCCGCCUCUUCCGUAUGAGUGGUCUGCUGAGCAACAGCUACCGCUUCCCGAUGUGCCUUCCUCAUACCCAUUAUUCGCUCACCUUCAUUCCGAAGGAUACUUCUUGUCCCCUGGAUUGCGAUUCGGGUGUCAGUAUCUUGCCUAUCCCGGUGAUCCUUUACGGUUCCAUUCACACUUCCUGAGUGUGUCUGCUGACUGGGAUGAGGAGUUGGAUUUGAUGAGCAUCGUUGCCGGUGGUCGACUAGGUACUGGUGUGAAGAAGGGUUUCCUGAUUGGAGGAGCUGAGAAGAAGAUCGAGGGUUCGGAUGCUGGAGAUCCCAGUAGUGUGAGGACUUUCAGCAUUGAAUGGGGUGGAAUGUGAUCUGGACUAUCUUCGACGUCCUCUUCGGUCUUCAUUGGUCGUCUCCUGAGCUAAGCAGCGCAUGUCGCGCGCGCACCGCUUGCAGCAUAUGCCUGAUAGCUGCUUGCCUCAGUGGAACAGAAGCGUAACGUCAAAAGCAGUUGUGCGGCGUUGCGCAUCACCUUCAUGCGCUCUCAAGUCUAGCAGAAAUGCAUACGGGCUU